Messenger RNA from Brassica oleracea var. oleracea, 448 nucleotides. Its product is annotated as cytochrome P450 72A15-like. Gene Ontology annotation, molecular function: heme binding; oxidoreductase activity, acting on paired donors, with incorporation or reduction of molecular oxygen; monooxygenase activity. The record is from RefSeq and is a predicted model, not a curated record. Lineage: Eukaryota; Viridiplantae; Streptophyta; Magnoliopsida; Brassicales; Brassicaceae.
CCAUCAGAUUAUCUAUCUCCCUCUCUCUUCUCUAAGAACGAAAAUGGAAGCAUCAGCUGCGUCAGUAACAGUUUCAGUAGCUAUAGCUGCUGUAUUGUGGUGGAUAUGGAGAACUCUAAAUUGGGUUUGGUUUAAACCAAAGAUGCUUGAGAGUUACCUGAGAAGACAAGGUCUUGUCGGAACUCCUUACACGUUACUUGUUGGAGAUGUGAAAAGGGAAUAUAGCAUGACGACGGAGGCAAGGUCCAAACCCAUCAAACUAACUGAUGAUAUCGUCCCACGUGUCUUGCCCUUCCCCUCUCACAUGCUCAAGACUUACGGAAGGACUUUUUUUACAUGGCGUGGACCUAUACCAACCAUCACCAUUACGAACCCCGAGCAAAUCAAGGAAGUGUUGAACAAGAUUUAUGAUUUCCAGAAGCCAAAUACAUUCCCCUUGAGCAGACUU